AUGGCGGACAAAGAAGCGACAGUUUACAUCGUCGACCUGGGCGAGUCGAUGGCCGAUUGCCACAAUGGUCGUAAGGAGUCUGACCUUGAUUUUGGUAUGCGAUAUGUCUGGGACAAGAUUACAACUACUGUCGCUGCCAGCCGCAAGACGUGGACGGUCGGCGUUGUGGGCCUCAACACCGAGGAGACCAACAACGCCCAGGACCGCGAAGGGCUAGAGGGCUACGAGCAUAUAUCCGUGCUCCAGGACAUUGGUCCCAUGACUAUGAGCUCGCUUCGGGAGUUGCGGUCGAGUAUCCAGCCAUCCUACAGCUCCGGAGGAGACGCAAUCUCGGCAAUUGUGGUUGCCGUUUCCAUGAUCGAAGAGUUUACCAAAAAGCUCAAAUACCACCGGAAGAUUAUCCUCGUGACGAACGGCGAGUCACCAAUCGAUGAUGACUCUUCCGAAGAGGUUGCAGAGCGGCUCAACGACGUCAACAUCGAGUUGGUGGUUAUUGGAGUUGACUUCGACGAUCCCGAUUACGGCUUUAAGGAGGAGGAUAAAUCGUCGCUGAAGGCGAAAAACGAGAACAUCCUGCGGAAGCUAGUUGAUCAGUGCAAGAAUGGCGUGUUCGGAACAAUGGCGCAGGCUGUCGAGGAGUUGGCAGUUCCGCGCAUCAAGCCCGUGAGACCCUUCAAGGCUUAUGAUGGCCCUCUCACACUUGGAGACCCUAGCAAAUACGAGAGCGCUAUAAGCAUCCAUGUCGAGCGGUACUUCAAGACGAAGCGUGCCGUCCCACCUCCAGCAAGCACCGUGGUCAUCGGCCCCGACUAUGGCGUACCAUCACAGUCCCAAACAAUUGAUGGCGACGUCGAAAUGGGGGGCACCGAGUUCUCCGGCGUGAAGUAUAUGCGCAGCUACAAGGUCAAUGAUCCCGAUGCCCCCGGCGGCAAACGGGACGUUGACUUCGAUGACCUCGCAAAAGGCUACCAGUAUGGCCGGACCGUUGUACCCUUCAGUGAGUCGGAUAUGUCAAUCACGAAGUUGGAGACUAAAAAAUCGUUUACGAUCCUCGGUUUUGUACCAUUCAGCAGCUACGAUCCCUUUAUUAAUAUGGGUGAGACUGGUAUCAUCGUAGCCCAAAAACACAACGAGCAGGCGGAGCUGGCACUCUCAGCAUUCAUUCACGCCCUCCAUGAGCUUGAGUCCUAUGCCGUAGCGAGAUACGUGCAGAAGGACUUGGCUCAGCCGCAAAUUCUCCUGCUUAAGCCGAACCCCGGAAUUGAGGACGAGUUUGAAUGUCUCUACGACGUUCCCCUGCCGUUCGCUGAAGACGUCCGCAGCUACCAGUUUCCUCCGCUAGACAAGGUGCUCACCGUCACCGGCAGUAUCCUCAAGGAACACCGGCUACUCCCUUCGGACGACUUGAAGCAGGCGAUGAGCGACUUUGUCGAUUCCAUGGAUCUCUCUAAUUUUGGCGAAGACGAGGAGGGGAAACCGGCAGAGUAUGCGCCAAUUGACGACUCGUACAAUCCAGUUAUUCACCGCAUAAACCAAGCAAUCCGUGCGCGUGCUGUGGAUCCAGAAGCACCUCUUGAGCCGCCGGCCGAAAUUCUGCUCCGCUACUCCAAGCCUCCUGAGAAGCUGAUAGACAAGGCAAAACCGGAUAUAGAAGCACUGAUUGACGCCGCUGAGGUCAAGAAGGUACCUGCCAAGGCCCAAGGUAGGCGCGGCAGAAAGGAGGCUGUCAAGCCGCUAUCCGGGCUUGACGUGGACUCCCUCCUGGGCGAGAGAAAACGCACCAAUAUUUCCAUGGAGAACUCGAUACCCGAGUUCAAGCAGACCCUAGCAACUGCGACGGACGAUGCCACAGUCGAAAAGGCUGUCAAGCAGAUGGGUGAAAUCAUCUGCAAGCUCAUCCAGGACAGUUUUGCAGACCUCCUCUACGCCCGGGCGGCGGAGAAUCUGCUUGUUAUGCGGGAAGAGCUCAUCAGCCUCGAGUUCCCAGCGCUGUACAACAAGUUCCUGACGGCGCUGAAGAAGAGUCUCUUGAGCGGGGAACUGAACGGGGACCGCAGAGAGAUGUGGUUCAAGUAUAUUGUAGGGGGCCAUCUGGGCCUGAUUACGCAAAGUGAGUCCGGGGCAUCCGAAGUGACAGAAGAGGAGGCGAAGGCGUUUGCGAGAUGA
Molecule: messenger RNA, 2166 nt
Organism: Canariomyces notabilis
Lineage: Eukaryota; Fungi; Ascomycota; Sordariomycetes; Sordariales; Chaetomiaceae
Product: SPOC domain-like protein
Exons: 7
Coding region: 1-2166 (721 amino acids)
Biological process (GO): DNA recombination; telomere maintenance; double-strand break repair via nonhomologous end joining
Cellular component (GO): nucleus; Ku70:Ku80 complex
Molecular function (GO): double-stranded DNA binding; telomeric repeat DNA binding; damaged DNA binding
Source: RefSeq, a predicted model, not a curated record